This is a messenger RNA of Phyllostomus discolor (pale spear-nosed bat), 558 nucleotides long. It is a transcript of the gene GNG5, whose product is annotated as G protein subunit gamma 5. Gene Ontology annotation, cellular component: heterotrimeric G-protein complex. Gene Ontology annotation, biological process: G protein-coupled receptor signaling pathway. The record is from RefSeq and is a predicted model, not a curated record. NCBI's taxonomy places the organism in Eukaryota, Metazoa, Chordata, Mammalia, Chiroptera, Phyllostomidae. The transcript is spliced from 3 exons. Gene Ontology annotation, molecular function: G-protein beta-subunit binding. The coding region runs from base 110 to 316 and encodes 68 amino acids.
AGAACCGGAAACUUAGAGACAAAGUUCCGAGCCCCGCCCCUGGCUUUGCUCCCCCGCCGUCUGGCUUUGCUGACCCACUACCGACAAAUCGGCCUAGCUUGCCCGCACAAUGUCUGGUUCCUCCAGUGUCACCGCUAUGAAGAAGGUGGUUCAACAGCUCCGGCUGGAGGCUGGGCUCAACCGCGUGAAGGUUUCCCAGGCAGCUGCAGAUUUGAAACAAUUCUGUCUGCAGAAUGCUCAACAUGACCCCCUGCUGACUGGAGUAUCUUCAAGUACCAACCCCUUCAGACCCCAGAAAGUCUGUUCCUUUUUGUAGUGAAAUGAAUCUUUGAAGGUGUUCUAAACCACUUUUCAUGAACCAGUGAAUAUUUGAAGAGAGCUAAAUUUGAAGCUUGUACAAAAAGCUUAUCCCUGUAACACGUGCCACACUAUACAAACUUCUGCUUUGUCAGUCCUUAACAUCUACCUCUCUGAAUUUUCAUGAAUUUCUAUUUCACAAGGAUGAUUAUUUUAUAUACACUGAGCGCAGCAUUCAAAUAAAUACUUAGUAUAAAAGGG